Haplochromis burtoni (Burton's mouthbrooder) is the source of this 1599-nucleotide messenger RNA. Its product is annotated as programmed cell death 1 ligand 1. The record is from RefSeq and is a predicted model, not a curated record. Gene Ontology annotation, biological process: T cell costimulation; negative regulation of T cell proliferation; cellular response to lipopolysaccharide. Bases 696 to 1592 code for a protein of 298 amino acids. Gene Ontology annotation, cellular component: external side of plasma membrane. The transcript is spliced from 6 exons. NCBI's taxonomy places the organism in Eukaryota, Metazoa, Chordata, Actinopteri, Cichliformes, Cichlidae.
CAGUACAGUAUGACAACUUAAAAAUGACCCAAAUAUUAUCUAUCAAAGGAAAUUCUCUUCCUCCUGUGUCACACCAGUACAAAUGACCUUGCUCAGUUUCUCAGUGUCUGCUUUAAAGCACUGCAGUCAGAUUUAGACAAACAUAAUCUAAAGCAGAAUUGUAUCUUAAACAUUAUACUGAGUCAGUAACAUGCUCCACAUUAAAAUGAAAAAGGCAUUUCUAUAGCUUACCUCUUCCGCACCACAGCAAAAGAACCCAGGCUAAGUCCAAGGCCAGACCAAGGCUACCAUCCACAAUUAUCCAGUCAGAGAAAAUAUUCAGAGUAAACCACAACAACAACAUUUUUCUGCACUAUGUAGUCCUGCCACACACAUCACACAGUGUCAGUGAAAUAUUAUAGAAGUAUUUUGGGUUCUUUUUAUUCUUUGUCAUUCACAAAUUUUCUGGUUGGACAGUUGAACUCUGUGUUAAGAAGUUAAUUACAUGAAUACUGUGAGCAGUUUAUGAUUAACUUGUUCCUCAGUGUGUCACAAAAAAAGAAUUUCAGAUAUUCAGAUGAAGGGUGUGAUUAUCGUCACAGUGAAUAUGCUAAGCUGCUGUAAGCAGCAAACCAGCUGGGUCAGAUGUCGUGUGACGUCAUGUAGAUGUAUUUACUCACAAACACUCAGAUCGUGUACCAUGAAACAGCAGGACAAUGGCUGGGAUCAAGUGUGUCGUGUUUUUGGUGGUCCUGACUUUUCAGUGGACUUUUGUAAAAGCAGAUACUGAGGUGUCCUGCAUUUUCAUGGAGAGAUGUAUGUUGCCGUGCAGCUAUGGUGGCAGUGAUGUAGUCAUCCACUGGAUUCAGGUAUCAGCAGGAGACCUUAUUGUCCACUCAUUCUACCACAACAAAGAUCAGCUGGAACAUCAGAACCAGCGCUUCAGAGGCAGGACGUCACUGUCCAGUGACCAGAUCUCCACAGGAAACGCCUCACUGCAGCUGACAAAGGUGGAGGUUCGAGAUGAAGGGAAAUACAGGUGCUACACCAGCACCAUCGAUGGAAACAAGGAGUCAUUUAUCAACCUAAAGAUAGAUGCUCCGAUCCAAAAAGUCAGCAUUCAGCAGGUAGGAAACAUCAUCACCUGCAGCUCAGAGGGCAUCUACCCUAAACCUGAACUCACCUGGUCCACCAGCCCUUCAUCUAGCAUAACUUCCAAGACAAUCACAGUCCAGCUGACUGAACAGCUUCUCUACAACAUCAGCAGCUCUUUGAUAGUUUCAGACAGUGAGACUGAUCUGGACUACAGCUGCACCAUCAGCACUCGCAGAAACAGAAAGAGAGCAACUUUAUUUAAACCAAAUCCACCAAAUGACAGUUCUCAGAGUCUGAAUUUAAACCAGCUGAGAGUCACCAUAGGAGGGAUCAUUGGAGGCCUUUUUGUUAUAGCAGUAUUAGCAGCAGUCCUGUGCUGGAUAAAAAAAACGAAAAAGAUGCAUCCCCAGCUCUCCAUACAAAGCAAGAUUUUGUUGGGUCAACCAACACAUCUGACACCAACAAAGCAGCUUCCAGUGAACAGGGAACUGCUUCUGUCAAGUAACAAUUACAGUUAAGACAGGU